AUGAAUUGCGAAAUACUGCCGCAGGACAUCCAAUCAUUAUUGGAAUACUUCGCCAAGAACAUGUACCGCGCGAAGGAUUGUGAAAAUGGCAAUGACGUUAUGCACCGGUGUAACGUACUACUCCAGCAGGACUACAGCGUAAUCGAGAUCAGCAACACUACCGGUGAACUAUCCUCACACUAUCCCAGCACGCUGCUGAUACCGGAGUACGAAUACAAGAACCUCUCCAGCAGCUCAGGCAAUAAUACUCAGGCACCAGCCGGCGGUUCCAACAAUGGUUUCGCAAGCAUUAACGAUUUUCUCACCCGUUCGGGGCCGCCGAGCGCUCAGCAACAGCAACCACCACCGUCUGCACCAUCCGCCGGUCCGGGACAGCAAACCAUCUACGAAACGACGUACGAUGGUAACAAGCUGCGCGAUCUUAUUAACAAAGCCCGAUUCGCCCGCUGCCGGGCCCGGUUUCCGUUGCCGGUCAUACUGUACAAGGGCAAGUACAUUUGCCGUUCGGCCACGUUGUCCGGAGGGCCGGAGAUUUAUGGACGAUCCGGGUUGGAUUACCUCUUCUAUAGCCUAGAUUCAACAGCUACCUCACCAACGCUAGAUGAGGAAGCGUACGAAGCUCGCGAAACCUCGCUGCCCGAGGACACAUUCGAGGAACCGAUCACCAACAGCGACUGGCAGCUGUUCGAUCGGGUCCGCAGCCAGGACAUUAAGCUGCUCAAGACGCUAAACGUCGGUACGAUAGUGGACUUCAUGGUCGAGAAGAAGAAGGUAAAGUUCGGCAUGAACGUCACGUCCUCGGAGAAAGUGGACAAGGAGAAUCGGUACGCCGAGUUUAAGAUUAUCUCACUACCGUACCCGGGUUGCGAAUUUUUCCGCGACUACCGUGACAAUAACUAUUCCGGCGAGGGGCUCGUCUUCGACUGGUCGCAGGCCCACGUUGAUGCCAAUAUCGGUGUACCGGACGAUACGGUAACGGCACAGCUGCAGAUCGAUUGGGAAAACUACAAGGAUUGGGAUCUGGUAAAGAUCACACAAAACUAUCUGAAGCUUCUGCUACGCUACCUGCAGGAUAGCAGCUCGGGAUUGCUGAUACACUGUAUCAGCGGGUGGGAUCGGACACCACUGUUUGUGUCGCUGUUGCGUCUGUCACUGUGGGCCGACGGUGCCAUCCAUCAGUCGCUGAGUGCGGCACAGAUCCUUUACUUUACCAUCGCGUACGAUUGGUUGCUGUUCGGGCACAAUCUGCCCGAUCGUUUGAACAAAGGCGAGGUGAUAUUUUUCUUCUGCUUCUAUGCCUUAAAGUAUAUCGCCGAGGAUGAGUAUAGCAUUUUGGGACAACGUUAUAAAAGUAAACACAGCAGCGGUAGUAGCAGUAUAGGAGUGAUACGAACCGAUAGCGAAUCCAUGCUGGACGGUAUACUGCUUGAUGGGGAAAGCAGAGGCUCGAGCGUUUCCCUCAACUCCACGUGCAGUUGUCUGAGUGGUCGAAGCUCGUCCCAGCACGAUACGCAAACGUGCAUCAGUGUCGGUGCGAACGGGACAGUUAAUACGCCCGGUAGCGGUGGUGGGAUUAAUGUAACGAUCGGUGGCUCCAGCAUCCAUCAUCAUGCUACGAGCGGUAGCCGCCCGAUUGUCGGUGUUCACAACUCUCAUGACGACAGUUUGAAUGCAAGCAAUGGCAAUGGCUGGUUAGCGCAUAGUCACGAUAGUAAUAGCAGUAUUGGAUGCAUAUCGAACGAUAGUACUUCUAAUCUCAGUAAUCAUUGCGCUUGGUCACCGCAACCGAAAAGAACUAGUCCUGUCUCGGUGCCGGUGGCGAGCAGAUUAAGACAGCGACAGGAGUCUACGUCCUCGUUGUCGGUGGGUAGUUGGCAGAUGAUUUCUGGAACCGGAAGCCUUCGCAGUACAGACUCGGCAACGGAACUGCAUCAUGCAGUGCCAAACAACCAUCACCACCAACAAAAUCAUCAUCAUCAUAAUCAUCACUAUCACCACCACAAUCAUCAACAGCAACAACACCAGCCACCGUUCCACCAUGUAUAUAGUAAUGUUUAUGGUAACAAUCAUGUCGGAUGUAGUGGAACGACUGGAGAUACGACCGCGACAACGCCUAAUGCUAAUCAGCAUCAUCAUCACGGCUCGGGACAUGUUCCUCCCUGUGCUGGCCCCCAUUUGCAUCAUCAGCAACAAUCGCAGGACUCCAGCUGUUGCACGAUUCUGGAUGAUGAAUGUUUCAGCUCGUCCUACAGUCACGAUUUCUACGCCAUGCGUCGUGAACGAUUGAAUCAAGUGCGAACAUUAUUCUACAACUGCUACUACUCGACAAUCGCAUUCAAAUUCAAAUCGGUACCGGACUCGGCGCUCGGUAGUCUACUAGGGAACUUUGCCGAAAAGGUUGGACUAGCCCAUCGUACAUCGGUUUAG
Molecule: messenger RNA, 2427 nt
Organism: Anopheles marshallii
Lineage: Eukaryota; Metazoa; Arthropoda; Insecta; Diptera; Culicidae
Gene: EDTP
Product: myotubularin-related protein 14
Exons: 7
Coding region: 1-2427 (808 amino acids)
Biological process (GO): dephosphorylation
Molecular function (GO): phosphatidylinositol-3-phosphate phosphatase activity
Source: RefSeq, a predicted model, not a curated record